AUGAAGCGGGUUGACGAUGAUGCGGAGGUCGAAUGGUAUCAGGCAGAGCAGGGCAGCGCGUCCAGCUUCUCCGGUCGGCGAGAGCAACCAUUGACGUCGCCACGUGACCUCAAACUCGUCCGCGAUUUUGGGAAGUGCAACAGGCAGUCCGUUUCUCCGCAACAAGAACGAACAACCACAAUGCCUCAAUUAAUCUCGCCAUUGGCCCUUCGGGCUCUGCGGACGCUAGUCCAGCGCCCAGCGAUUUCAUGCACCCCUUUGCGCACUCUCACAACCGCUACCACCACCACCCAAAGUCUCAUCCACCGCGCAACCCCGAUCACCGGCCGCUUCAACUUCCAGCCCAUUUUCCGCACCCAAACGGCCCAGCUUCUAGCCCGCCGCCAAUUUUCCAGCUCUCCAAUUGUCCGCGCAACCUACAACCAAGUCCGCCGAGGCUGCCGCCAGGGCCAACGCGCGCGCCGCGGACGGUCCCCAGCCUUGAAGAACCACCCGUCGUUGAAGGGCGUGUGUUUGAAGACUGGUGUUACCAAGCCCAAGAAGCCGAACUCCGGCGAGCGUAAGACUGCUCGUGUUCGUCUGAGCUCUGGCAAGGUCGUUACAACUAUUAUUCCCGGUGAGGGUCACAACAUCCAGCAGCACAGUGUGGUGCAUGUUCGUGGUGGUCGUGCUCAGGAUUGUCCUGGUGUGAAGUACCACUUGGUUCGUGGUGCCGGUGAUCUGGGUGGUGUUGGAAGUCGCCAGUCUUCCCGGUCGAAGUACGGAACGAAGAAGCCCAAGGGCAACUAA
Messenger RNA from Penicillium cosmopolitanum, 789 nucleotides. Its product is annotated as mitochondrial 37S ribosomal uS12m domain-containing protein. The transcript has 2 exons. The record is from RefSeq and is a predicted model, not a curated record. The coding region runs from base 1 to 789 and encodes 262 amino acids. Gene Ontology annotation, cellular component: small ribosomal subunit; ribosome. Gene Ontology annotation, biological process: translation. Gene Ontology annotation, molecular function: structural constituent of ribosome. NCBI's taxonomy places the organism in Eukaryota, Fungi, Ascomycota, Eurotiomycetes, Eurotiales, Aspergillaceae.